GAAGAGUAGAGCGAAGCGCGUGUGCUCAUAUUUGUUUUCAAACCAAACGUUAGUGUGAAAAUACACAUGACGCUUGAUACAAACUAAAAUGCUAAAUUUAUUUAAUACUAACAACGAAAUGACCGCGUACUAAGGGCCUAAAAUCGACUUACACCAACCAAAACAAAAGCAGCGCGAAAAGCAAAAGCAUAAAGUCAAAGCAGGCCAAGAAGAAGAAGCCAAAACAACGCGACAUCGACACCUGUUUGCCUGCAUUCCUGAACCUGUGCAACACUGGUUAUUCGUGUGUAUGUGUAUGUGUAUGUGCAUGCGAUCGUGUGUAGUUACAGAAUAAGGACUAGCCAACGAAUUCUAUUCCUUAAACAGUGUUUAAAUAAUUAACAAUUUGUUUGGCCACUGCUGCAAUUGCAACAUUUAACAGCCAAUCGUUGCCCGCCGCCGCGCCUGCGCAAAAGAAACAGCUAACAGCAGCAGCAGCAGCAGCAACAACAACAACAAGAUAAGCACAAACACACACAAAAACCGGUUAGAGCGAGACACACAGAGACCGCACGAACACAGUUACAAACUACAAACUACUCACUCGCAUAGUUUGUGUUCGUUUUUGUUUGGUUUUGCUUGGAAAACAGAAAUAGAAGGAAACACACAAAGCAAAACACAAGAAGAAACGAACAAAUACACGAAGACGAAGAAAAAAUCAAUUGCAAGUGGUGAAAAGUGUGAACGUUACAAAGAAAACAAAGCGGCAAUUCACACGAAAUAAGAAAUUAGAAAUAAUUUGUGCCGUACGCGGAAACUGGGCACCCAAAAAAAAAAAAAUAAAACAAGUGUUUACAUAAGGGUUAAUGCCCAAGUGCCCUCUUAUCGCCAAAGAAAGUGAAUUAAAGCCACAAAUAAUUGUAACAGUAAUUGCCCAACCAGUUUCUAGAGUCCCGCCCUUAUCACAAACGCGCAAUCACCUGUUGACCAAUUUGACACGCAACAACAGCCGCAACAACAAUUUGCUUGCUCUGUAACAUGUCACAAUCGAACGGAUAUUGAGCAGCAGCAGCUACCACAGCAACAUCGGCUCAGAUAAUGGCAACCAACAGCAACAACAGCAGCAGCAACGCGAUGACGACUCCCGCGGAGUCGCUGGAAAGUCGCGAUGAGGUUGACUUCAUUGCCGCCAGGCACAAUAACAACAACGACUACGAGGAUUUCCGCAGCGCCAAUGGCGUGGUAAUCAGCGCCAAAGGAUCAAGCACAACAGCAACAGCAACAGUCACACCAAACAAUCAACCAAAUGUCACCAACAACAAUCACAACAACAACAGCAACAGCAACAACAACACCCUGAAAAAGUCAAAGGAACGCCGCACACUCUUCAGCUUUGGCAGCAAAAAGCCAAGUUCGGGCACAAUUACGAAUCCCGCCAACGCCUCCGCUGCCACGCCCAUACCGGCCAGCAGCAGCCUGCUGUUGCCGCCAAAGCCAGCAGUGCCCAUUGGAACACCGCCGAGGCAGCACAAGUUUGUGAAGAGCAGCAGCAUCGCCCGGCUGCUGGGCAACACGUACAACGCGCGCAAGUUCGAGCGGGAGGAGCAGAAGCGAUUGGCCAACGAGGCUAGCGGCAAGUUUCAUACGUUUAGCGGUCGUCGUCGUGGCCCGGAACGGCCGUAUCUAGAACGCUUCAAGCGCAUGUCCAAGGAGGAUGGCGACAUUGCCGGCGGCGACGAGACGGUGCAGGUGACCAAUGUGGUCACCCUGACUACAGAUUCGCGGGACUUGCAGUACGGCAGUCGGCGGGAGCAUGUGGGUCGCGCCGAGGAUCAGCUGAGCGCCAAGGCUAUGCGCACAUUGACCCGAGGACUCGGCAAGCUCUGGUGGAAGCGCACCCACAGCGUGGACAUCAGCACACCGGAUCCGGAGUACAAGGUGUCCUAUCUGGGCAACGUGCUGACCGGCUGGGCCAAGGCAGGCGAGGGCUGCGUCGAGAAGCAACUAAAUACGCUGUGGCGCAACUACACACAGCACACCAAGCCGGAUGUGAUCAUGCGGGUGAAGGUGUGCGCCUCCGGUCUGAAGGCCACCACACGGCAGCACGGCCUGACCGAGUACUGGUCGAAUCGCAUCACCUACUGCUGUGCGCCCAAGAACUAUCCGCGCGUCUUCUGCUGGAUCUACAGGCACGAGGGCCGGAAGCUGAAGCACGAACUGCGCUGCCAUGCGGUCCUCUGCAGCAAGGAGAAGAUUGCCCAGGACAUAUGCGAAACACUGCGGGACAAUCUAGAGAGUGCAUUGCGGGAAUUUAAGCGUGAGAAAAUUCUGAAACAAAAUGCGCGUCUCAGCCUGGCAAAUGCCGUGUACGACAACCCAAGCUUGCCCAGGCGCAAGAUCAUGCUCAGCGUGGGCGGCAACAAUUACAGGCCGCCGCUGGAGCGCUCCAAGUCGGCGCCCAAGCUGAUGGCCAUUGAGGAGGCCAUCGGCGAGGAGGAGGGCGACGAGAUCGAGGACACGAACGAGCCCGAAAUGAUGCCCUGCUGCCAGCGUGAUUCACUGUAUCCAGCCAUGACGCUGGGCAGGCGACGCUGUCGACGCGGUCAUUCCAUUCGCCGCACGGGCAAGAUUCAAGCGGCAGCCACCUGCUGCUCACAUCAAUUGGAACCAAUGCCGGAGCCUGAGCUGCCGGCAACUAGCAUCGACAGCAUAACCGCCACAGCUGUUGCCUCUAACAACGACGGCUCCGACUCGGACGAGUUCGAAAAGCUGCUCAAGUUCGAGCCGACGCUGAGCAACGAGCUGUUACCCUACUUUGAUAUGCAGCUGCACAAGAACAGCAGCCAGAGCCUCGGCAGUCUGGCCGAGCUUCCGGUGGAUCCAACGGAACUCGAUGAAGGCGACGAGGCGGAACCGCUCAGCCUGCUGCCCACCAUCAACAGCGAUCCCAGUGCCGAUCCGCAGGCUGACUUCGACAGCGAUGACGUUGUCCAUCUGCGCCGCAGCGGCGUCUGCAGUGACGGGGAGGAGGACUUCCUAGACGAUGCGGACGACCAUUACUUUCGGCAGGCGGCCAUGCUCACGAUGCUGCACCGUAGCUCUAUGCGCAAGCGAAACAGCGAGCAAGCCAGCCUGCAGUAUCGCCACCAGCCGCAGUCCUCUAUCUCGUCCAAUGCCUCCAGCUCGACGACUGCCAGUGGCAUAGCGCAGGCGGGCGCAGCUGGUGCUCAGCAGUGCCUGGCCAGUCCGGACAGCGACGAGGGCUCCAUUUCCAGUGGCUGCGAGACCGCCAGCACGGUGACUAAUGCCAACCAGGAGGAGUACAACAAGUCUCAAGGCAGCAAUGUGCAGCAGCAGGUGCUCGAGCAGAUGUUGAUCUACCAAAGACUAGAGGAGUCAAAGCGACGCCAGCAGCUGCGCCACAACAGCGACGCCACCAACUACAGCAGCUCCAGCAGCAUUACCCUAAAGCUAAACUCCUCGUCGCCCGCGGAGUCGGUCAGCUGCCUUGAGGUGUCCGAUCCUAAGCAGCCGGCGGAUGCAGCCAGCGUUUCGGAUGACGAUUCCGAGUGCAGCGAUGAGAGCGGCUAUGUCGAGUUCCAGGAGAAGGAGCGCGUUCAGGCGAAUGCUGGCGUUGUGGGCGUGCCGGCACCUGUUAAGCCUCAGCUGCCACCCAAGCCGGCGCCGCGGCGCUCGCUCAGCCUAGGCGCCACAGCGAGCACAGGGACGCCGGUCUGAAAGUCCCAGCCGCCCGAAAGUAUGCUUUAAUAAAUAGAUGUCUCCCCCAUUGUUAUUUCUGCGCACCCGUCAGCAACAAAAAGUGCAAGAAAUUGAAUUACCUAUUCGUAGUCGUAGCCCUAGGUUUACCUUUAAGCUGUUUAGCUCAUAAGUCAUUUGUUGUUGGCUCAUCAUACAAAGAAAUAACCUAACGAUAUUAUUGUGUAAAUGUUUCUUUAUUGCACAAAAACCAUUAUAUAUUCAUUGAUUUUUGUUUAUAUUUUUAUUAUUAUUAUUUUUUAACUUUUUGUUUAAUAUGUCCCCCAAUUCACAAUUGAUUUGUUUCUUCAUAUCGGUCUUCCCUGCACUCUUCCUGAAAAGAUACUGUUUGAUUUGCUCUGUAAAUAAACUAGGCGCCCUAAGCACUGCAUGUACUAUAUGUAAUCCAUGAAUUGUAUCUUACCUACCUAUAUAAAUUAUUAUUAUGAAAUAUAUGCAACUA
Drosophila novamexicana is the source of this 4198-nucleotide messenger RNA. RefSeq lists its product as uncharacterized. The transcript is spliced from 5 exons. The record is from RefSeq and is a predicted model, not a curated record. NCBI's taxonomy places the organism in Eukaryota, Metazoa, Arthropoda, Insecta, Diptera, Drosophilidae. The coding region runs from base 1078 to 3717 and encodes 879 amino acids.